Hermetia illucens (black soldier fly) is the source of this 687-nucleotide messenger RNA. RefSeq lists its product as uncharacterized. The record is from RefSeq and is a predicted model, not a curated record. Lineage: Eukaryota; Metazoa; Arthropoda; Insecta; Diptera; Stratiomyidae. Bases 15 to 359 code for a protein of 114 amino acids. The transcript has 2 exons.
CAAAAAGGAUAUGGAUGCGUGACUAUUUUAAAGACAAUAAAAAUAAGUUUUUAAAAGAGAUAGAUAAUGACGACUAUCUUUUCAAAAAUUUUACACGGAUGUCUCAAAUAGAUUACAAUAUUCUAUUGGAUAUGAUAAGGCCGCUAAUAACCAAAAGGGAUACGGUUAUGCGUGAGGCUAUACCUGCUGAAAUCAGACUCGCAAUCACACUCCGUUAUCUGGCAACAGGCGACUCAUACGCAAGCCUAAGCUUCCUAUUCAAAGUUUCAACACAAAGCAUUUCGAAAAUUGUUCCUGAAGUAGCGAAAAGUAUUUGUUCAGCACUGAAAGAUUACAUAAAGGCUGUCGAGAGCCCGUAGAAUUGUUGAAAAUGCUUUUGGAUUACUGGCAGCCGUUUUUAGAAUAUUUCGUAAGCCACUAGAAUUAACAGAACUCGAAACUGCUAUAGAUGUCGUAUUAUGCUGCAUUUACUUGCAUAACUUUCUACGAAAGCAAUCUUCCUCCAGAAAUAUACACGCACCCUUUGGUACUUUUGAUUCGGAAGAUGCCAGUUGUGGCGAAAUUAUACCCGGUUCAUGGAGAAAAACGACACAAUCAGACAGAGGUUUGCAACCACUUUCUUCAAUUCCUAGGAAACCUUCAAAUGAUGCCAAGGAAAUAAGAAACGAAUUUCAACAAUAUUUUCUA